Molecule: messenger RNA, 3039 nt
Organism: Tuber melanosporum (Perigord truffle)
Lineage: Eukaryota; Fungi; Ascomycota; Pezizomycetes; Pezizales; Tuberaceae
Exons: 5
Coding region: 891-2498 (535 amino acids)
Cellular component (GO): cytoplasm
Source: RefSeq, a predicted model, not a curated record
CGAGUAGAGAGUAUCAUAUCAUACCUCUCUCUAUGCCCCGAACUUUGCAUCCAUUCUCUCUCUUUCUCUGCUCCCCCCUGCUCCAUCUUCUUCAUUGCCCUCUUGCUCUCCCUCCUUAUUCCCGUGCCUCCCCUUUCGCCCACCAGAAUUGGGGCGUUACCAUAAACCAUCACAACAACUGCGCUCAAUUCCCCUCGAUAGCGGUAAAAGCGCCAGAAUUGUGAAAGGCCCAAUCAAUCAUCGUAUUAUUUUUCAUUAUUUUCGAUUAUACCAAAUCUACUAGCCUCUCCGCAAUUUCCUUCAUAGGUGGGGCGUUCCCGACUGGCCAACCGAAAGAUCCACCUCGAGUUGAGGCGAGAGCAGAUCUUCCCUGGAAACGGCGACUGGAGCUCUUUAGCAGGGCCGCCCGACGUUUCUGAAACUCCCAAGCUUCCCUCUCCUGCCCCCAUGACCUUUCCCUCCUUCCCGCUUUCUUCUCCCUACCACUUGCUUCCUGCUACCCUUGCCGCAUCUCGUGGAAUUAUUUCUCUUGUCUGCCCCUUCCCAGACAAACUCUUUUCUUUUCUAUUGUUGUGGAAGAGAAAAAGGCACGGGAGAUAGAAACCUAAUCGCCCCGGAGGCAGGACAAUUCCCAGAGGAUCCGGACUACAUACCGUGCUUCUCGACCGUGCACACGCACACACACCGUCAUCCGUCCUUUACCUUAUCCGCUCCUUUCCUGUCGUUUCGAAACAUACCUUGUCUUUUACUUAUACGCUCUCUCCAGCAUUCACACUAAUCCAAUCAACCGCCGUUACUCCUCACCUCCUUCCCCUUCAACUCAAGAAUAUACUACCCAGCAAAUCGCCUACUUCUCAGCCAGUCCACGUUUAUAAUCUUACAAUCCCACAAUGUCGCUCGUACAGCCCCCUGUUCCAGAUCGACGGCCAGCCCCUUCUAUUGAGCUUGGAACAAAUAACCCCUUCCGUCGCAGACUCUCAAAUACUCCCUCUUCUCCCGCUUCAGCCACCAACGAGCGAUUCUCUUUCGUGUCUACCGGUGGCAGGCCACAAUCCCGCAACCCUUUUCUUGACGUUUUUGAAGACGAUUUCUUCGCUGCCGAACGCCCCUCCGCUGCCCACAAGGCCAACUCUUUCGACUCCUCUUCUGCAUUGCGGCCACAAUUCUCGGGUGCUGCUGCAGAGCUCUUUGAAAAUCUGACCAUUACUGACCAUUCCGGAGAUACCAACACGAGCAAUAUGUACGGUCGAUCCGACGGCAGAGAUUAUAUGCCACCGCCGCCCUACCGGCCACAACAGAAGCACAGGCAGUUAUCAAAUGGACAUCACCAUUCAAGAUCGUCAGAUGAGAAAGGAGCCCAAUUAAUUCCCAUUGACUCGACACCUAGGAAUCCACCUCCGAGGCAGCGCCCCCCUCCUAAUGGUCGUUUCGUUGAUAGGCCCCGGGAUAUGGAUCGUGAGCUCAGAAGACGGCCCAGAAGGAAUUCGGACUCGUCAGUAAUCGAUGUGCAUGAGGCUGAGCAGAAAGACCGAGAGAGACGUGAACGUCGCCAUCGCGAACAACGCUCUCGUGAUCAAGGAUCUGGGUCCGGAUCAGGCCGUAAAGAGAGGGAUGAUCGUGUCCGACGAGAGAAGGAUCGCAAGAAGAAUGGGGCACCCCUGGAUGUUAUCGAUAAGCUAGAUGUCACCGGCAUCUAUGGCUCUGGGUUGUUUCAUCACGACGGUCCAUUUGAUGCCUGUAAUCCGCAUCGUAACGCGAAGAACUCCAGAAGGCUCGCACCUGUUCACGCAUUCCCUGCUGAUUCCGCCAACAAUGCCCUUUCCGGGUUUGGCCCGGUAAGUGCCAAGGCUGAUCACUCCCAUGUCUUCGGAAAUAGAGAUCCGGAGGCUUUUAAUGAUUUCACGGCUUCUGGAAGACGUCCUUCCGCUCCCAGUGAACUGGGAUCUACCAAAGCUAUCGGCGCCUUUGAUCCAAAGAAAAAUGUAGAUAUUAUCCAUGGAGAUGAAACACCAGGCCUAGGCACAUCUACUUUUCUAGAUGGCACGCCGGCAUCAAGAGCAGCUGUACAGAAGUCAGAAUCGACAGACGACCGACCUAAGUCACCGAAUGGGAUGAACAAUGGUGGUGGCUUGCAACGAAAGAAAUCGUUGGCUCAAAAGAUUAGAUCUAUUAGUCAAAACAGGACUACGGAUGGCCCCGUUCAAUCGCAUCGCCGUCCUCCUCCUCCUCCUCCUAAUAGGUCUCCCACUGAUGGGGCGUAUUCCCCUACGACUCCGGCGGGGAAUUCUUCUCAUAACAACAAUCCAUUCUUUAGUGAUUACGAUGGUGCUUAUGAUAGAAAGGGCGAAACCAUCUCUGUGUCGGAGAGGAGGGCACCCGGGUCUCCCAGAAAGCCUUCUCUUGGGAGAAGUCAGACUGGAGAUGGAAAACCGGGCGAGAAUGGCGGUCUCAUGAAACGUGUGAGAAGUCUGUCGAAACCAAAGAGGCGCAAUGAGUGAUUCCCGCUUCAAUUAAUUAUACUAGAAAGUCGGUGUAGGCUUGGGACCAUGGUCGAUGUGGGGUGUGAUGGAUCAUGUGUAUGAUGAUUCUCGGUGGCAUUUCGAGGGGCAUGGCAUUAGCUGUUGGAUUGUCCUUUUUUUCUCCUUUCCAUUGUUUUUAAUGUCUAUCAUUGCAUUCGCUCGUUUACCCCUCCUCUUCAAACUUACACCAUUAUUCUCUUUUUCCACACCGUUUCUACUCCCUCUAGCGCACUUUUUCUCCUCUUUCUUGUUUCUCUUUUGUAGCAUCCGUAUUCGCAUCCUAAAAUACCAUUGUUUGCGUUCAUGCUGUAAGGGUUGCGGAGUUACAAUCGCCUUUUUGUUCGUUCUACUUUAAAUCCUUCUAAAUUUAUCAUAUCAUCCGUGGGGCUGUGCUUUUUUCCUUCCUUAUAGUUAUCAGGUGGCGACGACUGAAGCGGGUUGAUAUCAUAUGAAGAUCUGGCGGAGAUAUUUUCGAUGGGCAGAUAGGGCGUUUCUAAUCUACUAUGGUAUCAUAUAUCGA